Molecule: messenger RNA, 1261 nt
Organism: Coffea eugenioides
Lineage: Eukaryota; Viridiplantae; Streptophyta; Magnoliopsida; Gentianales; Rubiaceae
Product: probable 2-oxoglutarate-dependent dioxygenase AOP1
Exons: 3
Coding region: 82-1029 (315 amino acids)
Molecular function (GO): dioxygenase activity
Source: RefSeq, a predicted model, not a curated record
AAGAUUUUCCUUUGCCAUUUCUAAAACUAGGAAAACUCCGAGCAAAGCCAGCUACCUGUAACAGGAUACUCGAUUCUUUUCAUGGGUUCUGUAACAAGGCAAAACCAGCUUCCUGUUGUAGAUUUCACCGGGGAAACCUUGAAUCCCAGUUCUACUCGUUGGCUAUCGACACGGGAAGAAAUUGUUCGAGCGCUGGAAGAGUAUGGCUGCUUCAUAGCGAACUACGAUAAGGUUUCCUUGGAACUUCACCAGGCCAUCUUUCUUGCAUCCCAGGAGUUGUUUGAACUCCCGACGGAAACCAAAGUCCUCAACACUUCUGAUUCGCCUUCUCAUGGCUAUAUGGCACACCGUAGAAUUCCUUUGCUCGAAGCUUUGGGCAUCGAAAAUGCCACCACUGUUGACGGAGUUCAAAGAUUCACCAACAUAUUAUGGCCCAAUGGAAACAAUCAUUUUAGUGAAACAGCACUCUCGUACUCAAAACUUGUUGCUGAACUAAAUCAUGUGGUGAUGAGGAUGGUGGCAGAGACUUACGGCGUAGAGAAGGAUUGUGAAUCACUCCUCGGAUCCAUUUACUACCUUCUUAGGCUAAUCAAGUACAGGGCGCCCCGAGAAGAUGAAAGCAAUGUCGGUCUUUUCCCUCACGCCGACCAGACCUUCAUGUCCAUUCUUCAUCAAGCACAAGUAAAUGGUCUAGAGAUCAUGACCAAGAAUGGCGACUGGAUGCUUAUUGAUUCCUUAUCUCCUUCUUCUUUCAUUGUCAUGGCGGGGGAUGUAUGUAUGGCGUGGACUAAUGGCAGGAUCGAACCUCCACUUCAUCGGGUAACAAUAAUGUCAGGGAGUGAAGAAAGAUAUUCCCUCAGCCUAUUUGCAUUCAUGAGGGACGUGAUGGUUCAAGUACCAGAAAAGCUAGUUGAUGAUGAGCAUCCGUUGCAGUACAAGCCAUUCGAUCCCUUCAAGUAUCUUCUAUUCUGCGUGACAGAGGAGGGGCAAAAAUCCAAGUGUCAAAUUAAAUCCUACUGUGGAGUCUGAUGAUCCUAAUUACAAGUAUUUUGUUGCAAAGCAUCCAAUGAUUGUGCUUUUUCUAUGAAUUUCUAUGUCGUUUUCUAGAAUUAUGAUGUUAGCUGGCGGUGCAGUGAGUGGAAAUAAAGUCCUCUGAUUGGAUUGAAAAUUGAAAUUUGAACGUGGAAUACUGAGUAGAGUGUGGACUAAGGGUCUGUUUGAAUGGACAUUUUUCAUUUUCUGGUGUUCCUCGUGGUCAAAA